CCCAAAAACAAGUUUCUGAUAAAACCUCCUAUGACUCGACGGAAGGUAGGCUACUAGAGGGGCUUGAUAAUAUUACCUUCCCGGCACCAGUCAAGGGAUCGAGCUGGAGAAUAUUUCUUUGUGGUUUGCGGUAGCGAUGAUGCGACGGCUCGGUUUGAAGAGGGAAGAAGAUUUGCAGGAGCAGCAAAAGAAGGGGAGCAGAAACCAUGAACAAAACCAAUAUCAGUCCCCCCCUCCGAAUCGAGUUCCAGCCUCUCCCUAUUUCGAUGACGACUGUCACCAUUCAGAGAAUGAUUCCAGUUUUAACUUUGAUGGUUCUCAUACCGAAUUUCCACAAAGUAGCAGCAACAAAUCUUUAGAUAACUUUGGUGACGCCGAAGACUAUAUCAACACCAUGGCCGGUGGCAUUCAAAGCAAGGGAUACUACCAAUCUUUUGUGAUGGAAUCCCCUCCAUCCAUUAGAACAACGCCGAGAGACGGUGUCGGAAAUCUGCAUCAUAGGCAUAAUCAUCACAACAACGCCCACAUGACACCUGGUCAGGAAACUGGUCCCCACUUCAAACACAACUUUUACGAUGACGAAUCACCCAUGMAUCGKCUUAUGCGGCAACGACAAUUUCUCUCGCCACACAAACACCAUGCUAUCCAACAACUCAAUGACAAUCCCUAUCAUCACCAGAAAUUCUCUCAAUCCCUUCUUUCAUCGCUUGGUUCCGCUCGUGUGGUCCGAUGGUGUUUUUUAAUUGCUCUGUCCCUCUAUUUGGUCAUCCUCUUUCGAUCAACGUCGGACUUGGGUAGUCAUUCACGAAUGAAUUACGAUUUUAUCAUGGGGAACAUGUACGAUAUUAACUGUUUUUCCGGUUCGGGAUAUACUCGGGGCAUUGGUUGUCAACAACCGACUCCAUAUUGGUACAAGGAGCAGAUGAAACAGGCAGAAGAUGCACUUUUGAAACGAGAAACGAGGAAAAUUAAGCGUCGAGGUCGUACGAAACUGCCUUUGCUUUCUCGCGUCAAGAAGAGCAAAGUCAGCGUUGAUUGGCACAACGUCGAGUCUCUCGACGAAAAUCAGAACCACAAAGCGAAUGAUUUCAAAGAAGUCAAUAGCGAUGAUCUAGAUACUGCUUCAGUCGACAUGCUGUGUGGCUACUCGGCACAAAACAGUUCGCUGGUGUCUCCCGAAUCAUACCCAGCGAGUGCAGCGCUGAAUGAAAAUUCUAGGGUCAUGAUCACUGGCAUCUUGAAUCCGAUAGGACUGGCUUUAGCUCUGCGGCUCAAACAAGAAUGUGGCGUUCAGCAUGUCUGGGGGGUAGAUGCCAUGUAUCCGAACACGGUUCUCAACAGGCUAAUGGUACACGAACGUAUGUUAUUGCUCAACUCGAAUUCGGACGACUCGGAUUCUACGAGGCAAGUAGUUCUACCUUACUUGGGACUCGAUCCCAAAUCAAAAAAACUUACUAGUAAAAGUGGUGAAGAACCAAGGAAGCUGUCCUUGAAAGAUGAGAUGUUGUGGAUGCGAGGUUUUGAACCAACCCACGUCGUUCAUUUGGCAUCGUACUCAAUGGAUGCUUACAGCGAUACCCUGAUCGAUCCAAAAUGGAAAAACACCCACUCGCCGUAUAUUCCUAAUGAUUACGCAACAUCUUCAAUUAAAGGCGAGAUAGAGGAAGAGAUCGAACCCUACAUGUUUCCUUUGAGAUCUGGAAUGGUGGCCAUGGAACAGCUAUUGCAAACGAUGGCAGAAUUUUCAGAGGAGGACCGGCCACAGUUUCUGUAUACAGCAAAUUCCAAAAACUUCCCUGGCAGCUAUGGUAAAGUUUUCCAUGCAAUGAAACAGAUGGACGAGUUGCUGGUUGAUACCUACCACACUGGGCACAAUGAGAAGUUACCAUCGAUCGGGUUGCGACUUCCUAAUUCUAUUUAUGGUCCAUGGGGACAACCUGGAUCAGUCAUGCACGAUAUGCUCGAACGUAUUGUAGAAGAGAAUGGAGGGAAAACUACGAAUAGUACUGCGGGGAUCAAAAAGAAGAUGGAUGGAAGUGACAACUUGGAUCUGCUCUAUGUCGACGACGCGGUGGAUAUAAUAAUAUCUGCUCUCCAACAUCGAUCCGAUAAACCAAUGAAACUAGACGUUCCGCCGGAAAGAACGUCUUCAAUAGAAUCUCUUUCUUCCGCUGCUAGUUUUCUUUUGCGUGACGAUUCCACUGGUCACCAAUUAUCGGGAGAUGACCAAAGCCCCCAGAUAGAGAAAACUAAAGAAGCAUCACUGAUCCUUCCGAAGACGCAGAAAACGACGCUAAAGGAUGGCCUGGUAAAAACUAUUGCAUGGCAUAAGGAUCGCUUGUCACCUUUUGGCCCAGCUGCUAGAUCGGAUGAAGACGAAGAGUCUCCUGCUGAGAAGACAAGAUUUGAAACGGGAGAUGACUUUUUGCAGCGACACAAAAUGAAAACUUGCGGUCCAUACGAUACUGAUUGUCACAAAAACAACGAUUACUUGCCCUGUAAUUCUGAGUGCAACAUUCACGAUCAAUGCCUACCGAGCGUCUUUGAUGGUGUCCAGGACUUGCUCUAUGAUAUUUCGGAAGGUUGCGACGUUGUAAUGUACACUCAAAUGAUGGGAUUCAACGUUGAGGACGCUGAGUUGCACGCCGAAUAUAUGGAUGAUAGUAAUUUGGAUGACAAUGAACUAUUGGUGUGCAACUUUGCCAUCGUUCCGCGUGAGUCCGAUUUGGUGACCCUCGUAUCCAGCAAAGUUCCAAUGGAGCAGCUAGAUAAAUUUGGUAUCGAGCAUGAUAAUGGUAGCACAAACAUGAAGGCUUUCAAAGAAAAAAAACUUGAUGGUUUGAAUGGACGACUACUGUACAGGGGUUGGGUCCUUGUUUGGGUCAAAGAUGGAAUGCGAGAAUUGAGUGUUCCGGAUGCAUCGCUGCUAAAAUUAUCUCCGUCAAAAUUCUUUCAUCCCAAUGUAAAAUAUGGUCUCUUUGUCGAAGAUAACUUUAAGGUCUCGCCCAAUUUGGAUGAUGUUUUAUUCUUGGUAGACCAAAUGCACCGCAACAAGUUGAACGAUCGCACCCUGAAAAAGGAAACAGAAAUCGAAACUCCGAAUGGCCCCAUCAUUCAAAAGGUGAAGUAUCACAUCCCAGCAGAGCCAGCGCGACGAGCAGCCAUGUUGUUUGCUCCUCUCCGCUACCCCAACAUUGAUGAUCCUAUUGUCGAGCAAUACCGCGGGGGUCGUCGGCAGCUAACAGUGAAUCACGCUGCCAAGUUCAUGAGUUAUGAAGUCGGGUACCAACCCGGUGAUAGAGAAUCGGCUUCGCAUCGACGCCAAAGGGAAUUUUAUGAACGGAUUCCGGGAGUUGUCAAUAGAAAUACAGAGCUUCGGUCAAACUCUGAGCCAUGGUAUCGUUACUCCAUGAGGCACUGGGUUCGUUCCCGUUGGGUGCUGCAUGAUUUCACCCUUGAAGACUCUCGUUUGUUGCGCUGUGAUUGGUAUCAAGAACACGUUCAAUGGGGCAACGAUCUAGAUCAACUUUCGUUCGCGAAGGUUAUGGCAGUCCGUGAUCUGAAGCGCCGAUUGGCACACCAAGAACMAGACGACCGCAUCAAAUCAUUUAUUGAGAAGCACCCGGAGCUUCAUGGUCUGACGGAUUCAUACGAAUGGCAUUCUAUGGAAACCGAAGUCAAUAAGUUAUAUCGCGAACCCACCAAUUGGGAUUCGAAACCUCCUCCAUCGACUCAAGUUGCAGCGAACGCAAACGAAGAAUUAGAAGAGAACAGCUUGGACGCCAACGAUACACCGCUCUAUGUGCGCAUCAUGUCGGAAAGGGUCAUGGCAACAUCGAGAAAGGUUUGGGCCAAAAUGAGAAAGAAACUUGCCAAAGCUAAGAAAGAAAGGCAAGCUGAAUAAGCACACAAUCAUACAAUGUUACAAUUUGUUAUAAAAAUAGAGAGAAUACAAAAUUUACUGCUUU
Messenger RNA from Pseudo-nitzschia multistriata, 3968 nucleotides. The record is from the annotation of a GenBank genome assembly. Lineage: Eukaryota; Bacillariophyta; Bacillariophyceae; Bacillariales; Bacillariaceae.